Messenger RNA from Pseudomyrmex gracilis, 1736 nucleotides. It is a transcript of the gene Coq3, whose product is annotated as ubiquinone biosynthesis O-methyltransferase, mitochondrial. Gene Ontology annotation, biological process: ubiquinone biosynthetic process. The coding region runs from base 400 to 1260 and encodes 286 amino acids. Lineage: Eukaryota; Metazoa; Arthropoda; Insecta; Hymenoptera; Formicidae. Gene Ontology annotation, molecular function: 2-methoxy-6-polyprenyl-1,4-benzoquinol methyltransferase activity. The transcript has 4 exons. The record is from RefSeq and is a predicted model, not a curated record.
CUGCACCGUAACAUUUGGACUUCAGUUCGGCACCGUACUAGCAAUAUAGAAGUAUUAUAUAUAUGGAAAAUACAGAAACUGAAAUGCAGGAAUAGCAGAAAUUGAAAGAAGUCGAGAAAGUGAAAAAGAAGAAAUGAGAAGGUGGCUCCCCGAUUUGUUGCGGAGCAUGCGCAGUAGCAGAAGCAGACAACUGUCUUCUCAUUUCUUCUUUUCCACUUUCUCGAUUUCUUUCAACUCCUGCUACUCUUGCACUUCAAUUUCUGUAUUUCCUGCAUUUCCCCUGCGUUCGUUCGUUCCCUCUUGCUUAACUGGACACAGCCUUGAGUUGUCUGAACGCACCUAAUGAUUGUAUGUACAUACAUAUUUGUUCCAUUUUAAGUUGCAAAUAUUUCUAACAAGAUGCAAGUUUUAAAAGUUCUGUAUCCCAAUAAGAUUUCUUUUUCAAGAAUCAUUCUCAGCAAUAGAUUGAUUCAGCAUGCAUAUAUCAGUGAAACAACCAGAUCACUAUCAACAGUAGACAAAAAGGACAUUAGACAUCACAAUACAAUGAAAACACAAUGGUGGGAUGAAGAUGGUGUAUUAAAAUUUCUCCACAAAUUUAAUCCACUCAGAGUACAGUUUGUGAGAGAGGGUAUGGCAAAUACUGGAUUUGAAGCAUCCAAUCCAGCUUUUCCAUUAAAAGGGCUUAAGAUUAUAGAUGUUGGUUGCGGUGGAGGUAUAUUAACUGAGAGUUUAGCUAGAGUAGGAGCUGAAGUAACUGGAAUAGAUGCAUCUGAUGAAUUGAUAGAAGUAGCAAAUCAGCAUAUAAAGUUAGAUUCUGAUAUAAUGGAAAGAGUAAAUUACAUCUCAACAAAUAUCGAAGAAUUUUCUAAAACAAAUAUCGAAUCUUAUGAUGUUGUUGUCUGUUCUGAGGUUUUGGAACAUGUAGCUGAUCCGGAUUUGUUUAUAAAGAAAUGUGUAGAAGUGCUAAAACCUGAUGGAUCAAUUUUUAUAACAACAAUAAACAGAACUUUAUGCUCUUGGCUUGGUGCUAUUAUAGUCGCAGAAUAUAUGCUGAAGGUAAUAGCAUUGGGUACCCAUCAAUGGAAUAAAUUUCUUUCUCCAUAUGAAGUUCAAAGUAUAUUAGAUAAAUAUGGAUGUAAAACAAAAGUAAUUCAUGGAAUACUAGUUAAUCCAUUGACAUAUCACUUUAAGUGGUCGUCAUAUACGGGAAUUUUUUAUGGAAUUCAUGCGGUUAAACAAAAACAGACUACCAUAUAAUAUAAUUUUCUACGUAUGACUGUUAUAAAAAUUUGCACAAUGAAACCGUGACGUGAAAUAUGUACAUAUAUGUACACAUAUAUGCACAGAUGCGUGUAAAUGCAAAUAUGAAACUUUGGAAAUAUACAAUUAAUUAUACACAGAAAGUGUAUGAAAACAAAUAUUUUAUUUAUCCUUUUACUUGCAUUCAAAGAAUACACUUGUUUCAUAUCGUUACAAUACUUCAGUACAUGUUUGAUAUUAUGUAUGUACCAUAUUACAUGAAGACGAGUUAAAGGAUGUUAUUCACUUAAUAGAAUAACAUCGCAGAUCUUCGAUCGAAAAUAUAUCAUGUAUGUACUUUAUGUAAUACAAUACAGAAAACCGCAAGUCAUAAUCACAAGUAAAAGUCAACAAACAUACAAGUCAACAAACAAUAAGAAUCGACGUUUUAUUUAAUAACUUGUUUUGAUAUUUUUUUUUUUAAUUUCUGAAAG